Messenger RNA from Meira miltonrushii, 300 nucleotides. RefSeq lists its product as uncharacterized. The record is from RefSeq and is a predicted model, not a curated record. NCBI's taxonomy places the organism in Eukaryota, Fungi, Basidiomycota, Exobasidiomycetes, Exobasidiales, Brachybasidiaceae. The transcript has a single exon. Bases 1 to 300 code for a protein of 99 amino acids.
AUGAAGCCUAUCUAUGUAAUCUACAUGCAUUCUAUCUUACAAUUAGGUUAUAUCUGUGCUGCUGGACCGUUGGGAAUUUGGUCGAAGAAUAUCAAAGUAAAACCAGCUCCAAAAAAUGCCGAUUUACCUACAUUAGUUUCUCAUUAUGGCACACAAAGUGCGGCACACCAGAAGAAAUCAACACAGUGGUAUAGAUCGCCAAAAAAUAGGGAAGCUCAUCGAGUUGCAGCAGAAGGGCAUGCUGAUGCGAAAAAAUCACUUGUACAACAGAAGCCAAAUCCACAUCCCGCUCGGUACUAG